AUGGCUAAUUUACCCAAUGCUGGAGCACCCGCUGGUUCCCCAUCAUCGGCGGACAAAAUCGUUCGUGCCCUGGUGGCUUACGCCAACCUCGACUCGACCCAGUCCCUCACAACCACCACAACCACCUCUUCUGACUCCAUCAUCGCCGCUUCUCCCACUGUUGCCACUGGCGCAGAAACAUCUGGCCCCACUGAUGACAACGCGGACGACGAUCAACUCUCGGACACCAGUACCACCUCCCUGAUUUCACUCUCUGAUCUCGAUAGCGUCGGCCACCUCACUGCCGCCAGUUCCGCCACUUUGGUUGCCGCUUCCCUGCACAAUGUCGCUCCCCUCACAACCGAUGGGCUCAAUACUGCAGCUCCUGCCGCCAAUGCUGCAGGAGCCCAAACGGCUGUCACCGCUGGAGCCACGUCUGUGGCAGCUGCUCCUGUCAUCGCUCCCACAGCUGUCAACGUGGCCCUUCCGCUCUAUGGCGUCCUCCCUGUGAAUGCCCCAGCCAAUGCCAUCUUGCCUCCCGCACACCUCCUUGCCUUGCCGUACAGAUAUCAUGUCCCAGCUGCAAAUGCCGAGGGCCCAUUCUACGUCGUCACUCGAGGCCACAACAUUGGUGUAUUCAAUGGCUGGUACGUGCUCGGUACUUCGAGUUCGGACCUUUUCGGGACAAAAGGUAUUGUUUUACGUGCGGACACAGUGUAG
Molecule: messenger RNA, 699 nt
Organism: Laccaria bicolor S238N-H82
Lineage: Eukaryota; Fungi; Basidiomycota; Agaricomycetes; Agaricales; Hydnangiaceae
Exons: 4
Coding region: 1-699 (232 amino acids)
Source: RefSeq, a predicted model, not a curated record